AUGGCGUCCAUGCUGCCCUUCCAGACAAAAGGCUUCAAUCCGUAUGCCGUCAAAUACUCUCCCUAUUUCGAUUCGCGCAUCGCCGUCGCAUCCGCCGCAAACUACGGCAUCGUAGGAAACGGUCGCUUGUGGUGCCUAGGACUGGGGCCGAAUGGGAUUCAAGUAGAGAAAACGUUCGACACGAACGACGCCCAGUAUGACCUCGCCUGGUCCGAGAUCAACGAAAACCAGCUGCUUGCGGCUUGCGGAGACGGCUCAAUCAAGUUGUACGAUGUGAACGUCAACGAGUUCCCCGUCAUGAAUUAUCACGAGCACAAGCGGGAGACAUUCUCGGUCGCAUGGAGUCCUGUUACGAAAGACACGUUCGCAUCGAGCUCAUGGGAUGGUACCGUCAAGAUCUGGUCGCCGGCGCGAAAGGAGUCUCUGAAAACGCUUCCGGUGGGCAACUGCACUUACAGCACGCAAUAUUGCCCCUCUAAUCCACACAUCAUUUCCGCCGUGUCGACCGACUCGCAACUGCGAAUCUUCGACCUCCGCACCCCCGUCAACGCGCAAUACCACCUCACAUCCAAGAUCCCCGUCCACCUUCCACCACCCGUACCGUUUCCACAAGGCAUGGCACCACCCCCAGCGAUGCCAUCCGAGAUCUUGACGCAUGACUGGAACAAGUACAGAGACACCGUCAUUGCGACGGGCGGCGUGGAUAGGGUCAUACGGACUUUCGACAUAAGAAAUCCCACGGGCGGACCAGCAUCCAUUAUGAUGGGCCAUGAGUAUGCCAUCAGGAAGUUGGCUUGGAGCCCGCACGCUAGCGAUAUCUUGAUAAGUGCGAGUUACGAUAUGACGGUUCGGUUGUGGACGGACGGAUCGACCAUGGCGCAGGACGGUCCUUCUCCUUUCAAGCCCGGAGUGCAACUUGGCAUCAUGAACAGACACACUGAAUUCGUUACUGGCGUUGAUUGGUGUUUGUUUGGCGAAGGAGGUUGGGUUGCGACGGUUGGCUGGGACGAGAUGGUCUAUCUGUGGAAUGCUACUUCCCUCUUCAGUGGGUAG
Molecule: messenger RNA, 1053 nt
Organism: Pseudomassariella vexata
Lineage: Eukaryota; Fungi; Ascomycota; Sordariomycetes; Amphisphaeriales; Pseudomassariaceae
Product: WD repeat domain-containing protein
Exons: 3
Coding region: 1-1053 (350 amino acids)
Biological process (GO): protein import into peroxisome matrix
Cellular component (GO): peroxisomal matrix; cytosol
Molecular function (GO): protein binding
Source: RefSeq, a predicted model, not a curated record